AUGGCCAGACCGGAUCCUUACUACAAUAUCCCUGUGUCCGGUUGCGCUUCAUCCGCCGAGCUUGCCGCCCAAUUCGAGACCAAGCGUUCUCUUGCCGGAAGUCACCUUCAGCGGACAGAGAUGGUAGUCGACCCUGGGGCGGUUGGCCGGGGUAUUGAGGUUGCGACAGGCUAUCCGAGACCUCUACCAUCAAACUCAUGCGGUGCGCUUUCUUCACCGAGACAUAGUGCCACGCCACAUUCUCCGGCGCCCCUCAGAUGCGAGCUUUCGGUCGCCCUCGAGACCGUCCUCCACCGAGCGAGAGGAUUCAAAGUCGAUGACCGAGGAUCCUAG
Molecule: messenger RNA, 333 nt
Organism: Cryptococcus wingfieldii CBS 7118
Lineage: Eukaryota; Fungi; Basidiomycota; Tremellomycetes; Tremellales; Cryptococcaceae
Exons: 3
Coding region: 1-333 (110 amino acids)
Source: RefSeq, a predicted model, not a curated record